AUGAGCAUUGCUCAUAUCUUGGUCCCGUUUGAAUUCAUAAGGCUUAAAUGGAGACAUCGACAGAAUGAAGGAAUAGCUUAUCCUGUCCGUCCCAUUAUUCAUAAUGGGUCUGCCGAUGUACGGGCCAAAGGAACCUUUAGUCAGAUCAGCUCACUUACCUCCGUUUACCGAUCCAAUCGGUCAAGACACCGCUCUGUCACGAUUAACCAUACCAUAACAGUUGGUACAUUUGAGCCACCAAGAAAGAUCAACUACAGUAUUCCCGACGACAUCCGUUUUACAUUCAGUCUCUACUUUAAUCCCCGUAACACAGGAAAAUGGCACGUGCGCGGUGUUUGA
This is a messenger RNA of Mycotypha africana, 339 nucleotides long. RefSeq lists its product as uncharacterized. The transcript has 3 exons. The record is from RefSeq and is a predicted model, not a curated record. Bases 1 to 339 code for a protein of 112 amino acids. NCBI's taxonomy places the organism in Eukaryota, Fungi, Mucoromycota, Mucoromycetes, Mucorales, Mycotyphaceae.